Molecule: messenger RNA, 669 nt
Organism: Heterostelium album PN500
Lineage: Eukaryota; Evosea; Eumycetozoa; Acytosteliales; Acytosteliaceae
Exons: 2
Coding region: 1-669 (222 amino acids)
Source: RefSeq, a predicted model, not a curated record
AUGAUUGGAUUCCCAAGUGGAUCGCCGCAUUUGGCUGCAUUCGUUGCGCACCUCGAUAGUCUAAACAUUCCGAACGCGCAAAAUCUCUUUGCUUUCGCAUCGGCACCGAAGCCAACCGACCAACUCUGUCAUGCAUUCGACGACACUGCUCAGCAACAUGAGUUCAACAGGCUGUCGCUCGAUUGGAGUAAAUGGCGAGUGACCAACGUCAAUUCCAACUUUAAGAUUUGUAGACACUAUCCAAAGAAUUCGAUUAUUCCCAAGUCUGUUAACGAUCACAAUUUGAUUGUCUCCUCAAAGUACAGAAACACAAGAUUCCCAUUCCUCGCUUACUAUCACAAUAGUCGCCAGACCAGUUUGACACGUGCUUCUGCACCGUACUUUGCGCUGCAUACAAAUCACGCAGAGAAUUCAUGUGAGCAAGAUAUCCAGUUGCUGGAAGCGAUCAACUCUGACUCGAAACAUCCAUUGCUGAUAGUGGACACCGGGUCGAUAGCAAGCUACGUCCCACCGAAAUCUGCUGACGCUUCAGGAGGACCAUCCCAACUGGCCGAAAUGGGAGCAGAUCAUUCGUAUGGAGUGGCUCAGCCUGUUGAAUCCAAUCAUCACUGCAUCCGACAUUGUUGUCGCCGCACUGGAGAGCGGACAGAACGUGUUGAUUCAAAAUAG